Diprion similis is the source of this 2925-nucleotide messenger RNA. Its product is annotated as laccase-1. The transcript is spliced from 10 exons. The coding region runs from base 402 to 2660 and encodes 752 amino acids. Gene Ontology annotation, molecular function: copper ion binding; oxidoreductase activity. Gene Ontology annotation, cellular component: plasma membrane. The record is from RefSeq and is a predicted model, not a curated record. Lineage: Eukaryota; Metazoa; Arthropoda; Insecta; Hymenoptera; Diprionidae. Gene Ontology annotation, biological process: iron ion transport.
GUAUCUCUCGAAAGGAGGUGAACGCGUGCGAAUUUUACCAUUGGCAGGGGGUAUCGAGGGUAGGAGCCAAUCUGGCGUCGUCGGAGGUGGAGCGAUAGGUAUUAAAUAGGCGAGCAACGGUUGGAGUUCGGGUAAACGCGCCGUACGUAAUGGGUUGUGGGUAUUUCGGAUAGUGGUCCGUUUGUGGUGGCUCUUCGAGUUGUUGGUAUCGCUCGUUAUUGCCUCAAUUCCUCAUCACCGAGGUUCGAAGGAUCGCGGUGCAGUGUCGCGGCUGCGAAAGUGACAUCGAGUAUCUACCACCGCGAAUACCACCGAGAGUAGCUAGUAAACUCAGUUACCGGUUAGCCAGUGCCGGAGUCAGUCAUCAAGACGAAGUGCCCCAGGUAUAAACCGAGAAAGCCAUGCCGUCUACAAACGGCUGUCACAACUUCGUCUGGGUCCUUGUUAUCCUGGGAUCCCUUUUCCUCGAGGAUGUAGCGCCGGUUCGCAUAGGAACCAGCACCGUCAAGCGGAAGAAGGAAGCUCUCCGCGAUCCCAUCGACCAAUCGACGGCAUCGUCAUUCUGGAGUCCAGCCAUCAAGACUGGAAAUGUGUUCCAGACUCCGGACGAUUCCUCAAACUUCUUCUCUUCCACCCACGGUAUCCUGCAGACCCAUCCCUUGGGCACCUCUUUCCAAAGUGGAUUCGGAGGAAUCGAUAACCUUGGAAGCAGAGGGUCCACCGUCAGACCACCCAGGACUCGACCACUGGACUACAGCGAGCGAGCUACCGCUGAACUAAGACGUAAUCCAUCCCUUUCGGCACCCGAUGAAUGUGCUCGUGCAUGUCGCGAGGGUGAUCCUCCAAGGAUCUGCUACUACCACUUCACGUUGGAAUUCUACACUGUCCUUGGAGCGGCCUGCCAAGUAUGCACUCCGAACGCCACGAACACGGUGUGGAGUCACUGUCAGUGCGUUUUGGCCGACGGUGUGGAGCGGGGCAUCCUUACUGCCAACCGAAUGGUGCCUGGACCAAGCAUCCAGGUAUGCGAGAAUGACAAGGUCGUGAUAGACGUCGAGAACCACUUGGAAGGAAUGGAGGUUACGCUGCAUUGGCACGGGAUUUGGCAGAAGGGGUCGCAGUACUACGACGGUGUGCCUUUCGUAACUCAGUGCCCGAUACAACAGGGAACCACAUUCAGGUAUCAAUGGACUGCGGACAAUGCCGGUACUCACUUCUGGCAUGCUCAUACCGGUUUACAAAAAAUGGACGGUCUUUACGGAAGCAUAGUGGUCCGUCAGCCACCCAACAAAGAGCCUAACAGUAAUCUGUACGAUUUCGAUCUGACAACGCACGUGAUAUUGAUCAGCGACUGGAUGCACGAAGAUGCCGCUGAACGAUUCCCGGGACGUUUGGCUGUCAACACUGGUCAGGAUCCGGAAACUGCUCUAAUCAACGGAAAAGGACAAUUCCGGGACCCAAAUACCGGUUUCAUGACCAACACACCGCUUGAAGUAUUUACCAUUACACCAGGCCGCAGGUACAGGUUCAGGAUGAUAAACUCCUUCGGUUCCGUUUGCCCAGCUCAAAUUACCUUCCAAGGACACACGCUAACCCUGAUUGCUACGGACGGAGAACCAGUUCAUCCCGUAAACGUCAAUACAGUUAUCUCAUUCUCAGGUGAACGAUAUGACUACGUAAUAAACGCUGACCAGCCUCCGGGCGCCUACUGGAUCCAGCUUCGUGGUCUUGGAGAAUGCGGUAUAAAGCGAGUUCAGCAACUGGCUAUCCUUCGCUACGCCAGAGGACCUCAUCAGCCAAGUUCCGACCCACCAACCUACGAUGUCGGGCUUCCCCAAGGAGUGGUCCUCAACCCAUUGGACGCCAUCUGUAACAGGCCACGUGACGACGCAGUUUGCAUAAACCAGCUGAAAAACGCCCGGCACAUCGACGAGGGGAUCCUGCAGGAGAGACCCGACGUCAAGAUAUUCUUACCGUUCCGUUUCCUUUUCUACAGACCCGAGGAGGUCUUCCAACCGAACACUUACAACCGAUACUUGGUCGCGCCAACCGGUGAUCACGUUAUUUCACUGGUCGAUGAGAUAUCGUUUACUUUCCCGCCGUCGCCGCCGCUUUCCCAGAUCGACGAUAUCCCACCGGAACAAUUCUGCAACGGUGAUAAUCGUCCGGCCGAUUGCGGUGCGAAUUGCAUGUGCACUCACAAAGUUGACAUCCCACUUAACGCCGUCGUUGAAGUCGUCCUGGUCGACGAAGUCCAACAGCCGAAUUUAUCCCAUCCGUUCCACUUGCACGGAUACGCUUUCAACGUGAUCGGUAUGGGCAGAUCACCGGACAAGAACGUCAAGAAGAUCAACUUGAAGCAUGCUCUUGAUCUCGACAGGCGAGGUCUUCUCAACAGACAGUUCAAUCUCCCACCGUCGAAGGACACCAUUGCUGUACCAAACAACGGUUACGUCGUCUUCAGAUUCCGGGCCGAUAACCCUGGUUACUGGCUCUUCCAUUGUCACUUCUUGUUCCACAUAGUGAUCGGUAUGAACCUCGUCCUCCACGUCGGGACUCACGGAGAUCUUCCACCUGUACCACCGAACUUCCCAACGUGCGGAGAUCACCUGCCACCAAUAACGCCACCACUGCCAAUUGGCAGUUCGAUUUAUCACUGACCUUAAAUCACCUAACACCACCACCACCACCACCACCACUACUACUACUACUACUACUACUACUACUACUACUACUCUAAAUGAAGCUCAGACGCUGAGACACACCGGUCCAAAGCACUUUAUACUUCUAGUAUAAAUUACUAACUCAAGCUGUACAAAUACUCAAGCAUGUUGUUGACCGUUGCAUGAACACUCAGGGUAGAUGAUUACUGAUAGCUUUUAUCUCAGUGAAAAAUAAUUUCUUCGCAUGCUUUCUGUAGACUGU